Molecule: messenger RNA, 6489 nt
Organism: Zootermopsis nevadensis
Lineage: Eukaryota; Metazoa; Arthropoda; Insecta; Blattodea; Termopsidae
Gene: SERCA
Product: ATPase sarcoplasmic/endoplasmic reticulum Ca2+ transporting SERCA
Biological process (GO): calcium ion transport
Cellular component (GO): membrane
Molecular function (GO): ATP hydrolysis activity; ATP binding; P-type calcium transporter activity
Source: RefSeq, a predicted model, not a curated record
CAUAUCGGUAAUGGUGCCCCGUUUCGUCCAGCAGCGCAGACGUUAAUUUUAAAAAACUUUCGACAAUAAAUUUAAGUAUCAUGUUAAAAGGGGUAUAAUAUCCAAGGAACUUAAGGGGCCCCUAAGUGAUAUUAAACUUUCUUUUUCGUGUGUACUUGAAGAACAUAUCGAACCUGGGACCAUAGUUAUAAGUGAAAUUUGAUCGUGCUGUUGGUGGGAGUUUGUUAAUGUGCACUAGAAGAAGGUUUUGAAGACCAUCACAGAAGUUGAAAGGUAGCUUAAGCAGCCAUGGAAGACGGACAUGCGAAAACUGUGGAUGAGGUUUUAAAUUAUUUCUCUGUGGAUCCAGAGAGAGGUCUUACACCUGAUCAGGUGAAGAGAAAUCAGGAGAAAUAUGGACCAAAUGAACUGCCAGCUGAAGAGGGCAAGUCGAUCUGGCAGUUGGUUUUGGAACAGUUCGACGAUCUGUUAGUGAAGAUCUUAUUGUUAGCAGCGAUCAUCUCAUUUGUCCUAGCUUUGUUUGAAGAACAUGAUGACCAGAUCACCGCCUUUGUUGAACCAUUCGUUAUAUUGCUUAUCCUCAUUGCUAAUGCUAUCGUUGGUGUAUGGCAGGAGAGGAAUGCAGAAUCUGCCAUUGAAGCAUUGAAAGAAUAUGAACCUGAAAUGGGUAAGGUUGUGCGAGGCGAUAAAUCUGGCGUCCAAAAGAUUCGUGCCAAGGAGAUUGUCCCUGGUGACGUAGUUGAAGUGUCGGUUGGUGACAAGAAAAAAAAAAAUAUCCGUCUGAUCAAGAUCUUCUCUACCACCUUGAGGAUUGACCAGUCCAUCCUGACAGGAGAGUCUAUCUCUGUAAUCAAGCACACUGACGCCGUUCCUGACCCCCGAGCUGUGAACCAGGACAAGAAGAACAUUCUUUUCUCUGGCACCAAUGUUGCUGCUGGCAAGGCUCGUGGUGUUGUGAUUGGGACUGGCCUCAACACUGCCAUCGGUAAGAUCCGAACUGAGAUGUCUGAGACUGAGGAAAUUAAGACCCCUCUGCAGCAGAAACUGGAUGAGUUUGGUGAACAACUUUCCAAGGUUAUUUCUGUCAUCUGUGUUGCUGUGUGGGCCAUCAACAUUGGACACUUCAAUGACCCAGCUCAUGGUGGUUCCUGGAUUAAGGGUGCGGUGUACUACUUCAAGAUUGCUGUUGCCCUGGCUGUUGCUGCCAUUCCUGAGGGUUUGCCUGCCGUCAUCACCACCUGUCUGGCCCUGGGAACGAGACGUAUGGCCAAGAAGAAUGCCAUUGUGCGCUCCUUGCCCUCUGUAGAAACCCUGGGUUGCACGUCUGUCAUCUGCUCUGAUAAGACUGGCACGCUGACCACGAAUCAGAUGUCUGUUAGCCGAAUGUUCAUCUUUGAAAAGGUUGAGGGUAAUGACAGCUCAUUCCAUGAAUUUGAGAUCACUGGUUCAACAUACGAACCUAUCGGUGAUGUAUUCCUUCGAGGUCAAAAGGUAAAGGGUGGAGACUAUGAUGGUCUUCAUGAGAUUGGAACCAUUGGUAUUAUGUGCAAUGACUCUGCGAUUGACUUCAAUGAAUUCAAGCAGGCAUUUGAGAAGGUUGGUGAAGCUACUGAAACUGCUCUGAUUGUACUGGCUGAGAAGACCAACCCUUACAAUAUAGCCAAGCAGGGCCUAGACCGCCGUGCAUCUGCAAUUGCUGUCAGGCAAGACAUGGAGACCAAAUGGAAGAAGGAAUUUACCUUGGAGUUCUCCCGAGAUCGCAAAUCUAUGUCUUCUUACUGUGUGCCACUGAAGCCAACUCGUCUUGGCAAUGGACCCAAGCUGUUUGUGAAGGGAGCGCCUGAGGGAGUGCUAGAUCGUUGCACUCAUGCCCGUGUUGGGACCCAGAAGGUGCCUCUGAGUGCAACCCUGAAGAACCGCAUUCUGGAACUCACACGGCAGUAUGGCACUGGUCGUGACACGCUUCGCUGCUUGGCUCUUGCAACUGCUGAUAAUCCUAUUAAACCUGAAGACAUGGAUUUGGGUGACUCUACCAAGUUCUACACAUAUGAAGUGAACCUGACUUUUGUUGGUGUUGUGGGAAUGUUGGACCCUCCCCGCAAGGAGGUGUUUGACUCAAUUCAGAGGUGCCGUGCUGCUGGUAUCCGUGUCAUUGUCAUCACUGGUGAUAACAAGGCCACUGCUGAAGCCAUCUGCCGCAGAAUUGGCGUCUUUGGAGAGGAUGAGGACACAACUGGAAGAUCUUACUCCGGCCGUGAAUUUGAUGAUUUGCCGAGCAGCGAGCAGAAAGCUGCAGUUGCUCGAGCCAGGCUGUUCUCCAGAGUAGAGCCUGCACAUAAGUCCAAGAUUGUGGAGUUCUUGCAGAGCAUGAAUGAAAUUUCUGCUAUGACGGGUGAUGGUGUGAAUGAUGCACCUGCCCUGAAGAAGGCUGAAAUUGGCAUUGCCAUGGGCUCUGGAACUGCUGUUGCCAAGUCUGCUUCUGAGAUGGUGUUGGCUGAUGAUAACUUCUCCUCUAUCGUGGCUGCUGUUGAGGAAGGCCGAGCCAUUUACAACAACAUGAAACAGUUUAUCCGAUACCUGAUCUCUUCAAACAUUGGUGAAGUUGUGAGUAUCUUCCUGACUGCUGCUUUGGGUCUUCCUGAGGCCCUCAUUCCGGUUCAGUUGCUUUGGGUCAACUUAGUAACAGAUGGUCUUCCCGCCACUGCCCUCGGCUUCAACCCCCCGGAUCUCGACAUUAUGUCCAAGCCCCCACGUAAGAGUGAUGAGUCCCUGAUUUCUGGCUGGCUGUUCUUUCGUUACCUGGCUAUUGGAUUUUAUGUAGGUGCCGCAACAGUUGGUGCUGCUUCUUGGUGGUUCAUGUACAGUCCUCUUGGACCAGGGUUGAAUUAUUAUCAACUGACUCACCAUCUUGCUUGCAUUGGUGAAGGAGAGGAGUUCAAGGGAGUUGACUGCCAUGUUUUCACUGACCCUCAUCCCAUGACCAUGGCUCUGUCUGUACUCGUCACCAUUGAGAUGCUCAAUGCCAUGAACAGCUUGUCUGAGAACCAGUCACUAGUUGCGAUGCCCCCAUGGUGCAACUUGUGGCUGAUGGGAUCCAUGAUUCUGUCUUUCACUCUCCACUUUGUCAUCCUUUACGUUGAGAUCUUGUCCACUGUUUUUCAGGUAACGCCUCUUAAUGUCGAUGAGUGGGUGACCGUCAUGAAAUUCUCCAUCCCUGUUGUGCUACUUGAUGAAACACUCAAGUUUGUUGCCAGAAAGUUUGCUGAUGGUGAGAACUUCAUUUAUACCCUGCACUGGAUUGUUAUUAUGUGGGGGGCAUUCAUUGCCUUGAUAUUGUUCGGCCCCCUUUAGGAAAUAAUAGUGGAUGUGAAUUUUUGCCUACCUAAACCAGCCACAAAUAAAUACUACUUCACCCCUGGACUUUUGAACAUUAACUUAUAAAUUAAUAUAAAAUAUGGUGAGAGAGAGAAAGAGAGACAGUCUCAAUCGACAGAGAUUUGUUUUGGAACAGUUUAACCUUAACACCCUCCCUAUGCCGAGCAUGGAGAGAACUGGUGCUUUGGUCACAGUGUGUGACUGCAGAGGCAGUAUUAAGUGACAGUGGACCAGAGACGGGGUGUGGAGUGGUUCGGUGGAGAACAGGGUCGAGGGGUGUGUCUUCCUUCCCAGGACACAAAAGGGAAUUGCUCACUCAGAAACCAGGGAUCAUUGUGUUUUCCUGUACAAGUGAUCAGUACAAAACUCGACCUCCUUCCAGAAAGGUGUUUUCGUGCUGCACCGAAUAACCUUGUGCUAUGAGUAUGUUUUGAUAACAUUUACUCCUUUACAUUUUUCUAACUGUAAAGGCAUUCAUUUUGUAAUUAGUAGGGAAGUGCCUUUUUAAGACUCACCUCUUUUUGUCAGAUGGUCAUUUUGUUUUUUGCACCUAGUUUCUUUCAUGGUUUUUUUUUUCUCUCUGAAAAUUUGCUGACAGCUGUCGAGUUUUUGCUUACCUGUGUACAUAAUGUUUUAGGCAGAGCCCUUAUUAUAUUAUACAUUCUGACAAUAAUUUUAAUGAGGUUUAGCCAUGGAGUUGAAAGGGAGGGUGGGAUUUUUUGAACAACAAACAUGCAUAUUUGUAUGAAACAGGAAACUUCUGUUAUGGGUACUACAUCAUGUCUGCCAUUUUGAUCUACAAAAGAAACUAUUCAGUAAUGGUUUUGUAUCGUAGUCUGAAUUAAUUGUAUAAAAAAGCAUGAUGUAACCCAUGUAAUUGCAGCAAAUUUUAUUUGUCCAUUUCAUUUCUGGGGAUAAAGAGUUUCAUGCAUAAGAAUUAUUUAUUUUUAAUGGCAGACUCUUUAUGGGCUUUGUGCGGGAUCACAAGGUUCUGUUUGAAGAGGCGCUGUUUACUUAGGUAAUAAUGCCGGACAAGUGCAUUUUUGUUCCAUUUAGUUCAUUGUGUUUAUCUGUAUAUUCAACAUUUAAAUUAUUGUUAUUAAACUGUUACCAGAUAUUGAUAAUACAUAUCAGUGAAAAGUGGAAGUUUUUGAUUGCUGAAGAAUGGUGGCAGAAUUAUCUUAAAAUAGCAUUUCCUGUUUUGACAUUUCUUAUUUGAGAAAGUUAGGUUACCCUUCAGGUAUUGUAUUGCGUGAUUUAUUGCUGCGUUUGCGAUUUCAUUAUCGAUUCAGGUGGGGAGACAGAGUGGCCUUCAGACAGAAAAGAAAUUACAGUGGGAUGGGAAGAAGAGAAACGUGGCUUUAAAAAGAUUGCUUAAGUGAAGAAUAUACUGAGGGAACGUUAGCAAUGUGAAUGGAUACAAAAAUUUCCAUGUAUUUAAUUUUGUAUUUUGCUUUUCGUUUUGUGAUGUGGAACAUAUAUGAAGCCAUCCAUUCACUCAGUGGCCAGCUCUGUACCUUCUAUGCUUCCAUCCCAUCCUGUGGCUCAGCCUAUCUGUGCAAACCUGUGCCCAUGCACCUCUGCACGCUAAAACUACUGCUGUGAAUAAUGGACUGGCAUUAACUUACUCUUGUGUGUUAUGAAUCAUUAUUAUUUUCCAUAUUUCUUUUUCACGGAAGAAAUAUAUUUAUGCAUGAUGCUUUAUCACUUUGAAGCACAACAAGACCUUUUGUUUGAGAAAAUGACAUACCCCAGCUAAUGGUUCCUACAUGUUGUAGGUUGAAUUUUUCUUCUGUUGGGUUUGGUAUAAUGCAUUGAAAAUUCUUCCAUAUAGUCAUAGUUUUAGUAUGGCUAAAACAAGUUGAUUUCACUUCCAACACGCAAACAGAAGAGAAAGAGUUUAGAAAUUUAAUGUUUGUUAAUGUAUGAAUGAAUACAGGGAAAAUUAUUAGUAAGUACGAAUUAGAUUUGUGUGUAUGCGAGUGCAUUUGAUCCUUUUAAGGGCAUGUGUUAGACAAAAAAGUAUUAACCGUCAUGAUCUAAGCAAGCAGUUCCUCUGCUUCAUGCAAAAAUAACCUAAUGUUGGUGAACAGUUUAAUGAACUCGCUGGAGGGAAGUAAGACUUAGUUUUAUACAAAUAACACUAAUAUUAGUGCAGAUCACUUACCUGAAAUGAGUUUCAUGUUAAGUGUUCUUUCAUGCUGAGAAAGAGAUUUUACAUUAUUAGUGAACGGUUCAGCUCCUCCAGUUUCAUUUAAAUUGUUCAGUGCAUUUUAAUGAGAGAAUUGGAAUCUAAAAGUAACAUAAAUAUGGUGUGUAAAUAUCAAGUAAUGUAACAGUGGAACAACUUGUUAAUGAGAACUUGUGUUACUAAUAAAAGAAAUUAAUAUUUUAAAGAAAAAUGAGUGUAACUUACAUUAAGUGUUUGCAUGCUGUUUGUACUUGCUGAUAAGCUUCUUUCUCCGCCUACUGACAUGCUUGAUUUCUUUCCACCUCCCUUUUAUCAUACCAUAUUUUGAUUAUGUAGCUAUAGUUCAGUGGUUUUAAGAGUUCUUUUUGGUUUUAUUUUCUACCCCUUUAAUUAUUAUGAUUUAUCAAUACAAAACAGGAACUAUAUCCACCAUCUCUAAUGGCUGUGGCAGGUUAAUUGCUGAAAGCACAAUCCACUUUUCGGUAGGGAUUUGUAGAUCAGACGAGGUAGAGGCGUGUAUAUUUCCUUUAUCUCGAGUGGCAUAAAACAAAAUGUGUUUGCGGCAAUAGCUCCUCGCAUUAUAAAUUUGUACUUAAGUACAAAUGCAUGUAUAGCUGUGGCACAGCACUGGACUAAUGACAAUAACAUUUUUAUGUGAUGUCAACCUUAAAUUUAAUUCGCUCGACGGCUAUGAUAAAUAGAAGUAGGAAGGAACUUGUGAGGUCUGGUUGAAGGGGCCCGUGCCAUUGCUCCAAAUAAUCGGACACAACCCACGUGCUUUGUAUCUAUUGUAUUGAAACUGUUGGCUCCAGUAUGACUGAAGACAAACUGGCUACCAACAUAAAUAACAUCAGUGCAGAGAUGGAAAGGGAACUUUAUGUGAAGUGUUUAUAUGGAAGUAAUAAAUUAAAUUUGGCUGCAGA